Phycodurus eques (leafy seadragon) is the source of this 1556-nucleotide messenger RNA. It is a transcript of the gene chchd4b, whose product is annotated as coiled-coil-helix-coiled-coil-helix domain containing 4b. The record is from RefSeq and is a predicted model, not a curated record. Lineage: Eukaryota; Metazoa; Chordata; Actinopteri; Syngnathiformes; Syngnathidae. The coding region runs from base 361 to 894 and encodes 177 amino acids. Gene Ontology annotation, molecular function: protein-disulfide reductase activity. Gene Ontology annotation, biological process: protein import into mitochondrial intermembrane space. The transcript has 3 exons. Gene Ontology annotation, cellular component: mitochondrial intermembrane space.
UAUUGGGGGCUUGCUUUCAAAUGUUAUGUAUUGAUAGCACGUGCUUUGGCGUUGACAAAAAAAAAAUAAACCUCAUGAAAGUCGGUUGAGAAAUUAGGUCUAUGCAUUGCAUUGGACGGGAACGUCGACCUUCCCAACAUGGCCUCCACGUAGGCACGUCGGUUAGCUUGGCCGCAACAGAGCGCUGGCUUAUCUUGUCUUCAUAUCUAUGUGUUCCCCUUCCGUCUUCUAUUAAUGGUGGAAAAACAUAAACGGCUAAUUCACCUGAGCCACCAGCCGGGCACCGCUCGAUUGUAGUUGUGAAACGCCUGAAGAUGCUUGACACGCUGUGACAUUGUCCUAUGACUGCGACAUGUUUCUAUGACACCAACUUUACCCGGCGGGCUGCUGCACCAAAUCGGGUUUCACAUCUUCAUUUGGGAAGAAAUGACUACAGUCAGGCAAGAAGGUAAAGACAAAAUAAUCUUUGUCACCAAAGAGGAUCAUGCAUCACCCAGCAACGCUGAGCUUGUUGAGGAAAACCCCGAUGAUCCCUAUGAGGAGCGAGGCCUGAUUCUUCCCAAUGGGGACAUUAACUGGAACUGCCUCUGUCUGGGCGGGAUGGCCAGUGGUCCCUGUGGGACCGAGUUUAAGGAGGCCUUCUCCUGUUUCCACUACAGUAAAGAAGAGGUGAAGGGCUCAGAGUGCCUAGAUCAGUUCAGAACAAUGCAAGAGUGCAUGCAGCGCUAUCCAGAACUCUACCCUCAAGAAGACGACAAUGUCCCAGAGGAAAACGCAUCUAAAGCAGAGCCGACCACAGAAGACGCUACCGCUACGGAUUCCAAGUCCAUAUUUGACUCUGUUCAGGCAUCAGACAGCACACAAGCAAGUGUAGGGAGACCACUAGAAAGCUAGUAACUGCUAUCAGUUUGAGAAAGUCAAAACUUAUUGUUCUUUAAGAUGAGCCAUGAUGUGCUAGUGUUACUCCGUUGCAUUUUUCGCCUGAAAGCCAAUGUUUCUAAAAGACUUUAGCUGGGCACACAAGAAACUCAAGAAACAGAGAACAAAUGUUUAUUUAUGCUGACACUUUCAUCUCCAUUCGUUGGUGGAUACUAAUUCUCACUGGUGUGUCAGUUGCAUUUCAUAUAUAAUGGACGUUGCACACAUUUUUAUGUACUGUGCUGCAUCGAGCGAAUGAAUGAAGACAUUUAAGAAUUGAGCUUUCCAGGGUGUUAGUGUGGGGCCAAGCCUUCUGCUAAGUGGACUCAAAGCAUUUACCUCAACUGUUCCAAUGGCUUGCAAAUCACUGAAACUGUUAAAAUAAAUACUGAUGAAUAAUUUGUGAUAAGAUUUAUCAUUGACUACAUUGCUUCAAGUGUUGUCUGUCUACAUGCAUUGAUGCACCAUUUGUGGUUAUAGAUCUGUCCCUUGAAGCAUUAUAAUCCCAGCACACAGAUUCUAUUCAUAAGCAUUUCUGUUGUGCCUAUUAUUUGUUAGUGUUAAGCUAGCAACAUGUGUGAUUAAAUACACGUGUUUCUCUUAAGUUUUGUUUAAUUUGACAGUAAAGUUCAACUUUG